AUGUGGUCAGCAUCUUCAAUUACUACAGUCACAAAUAUUGCGUGCCUUCCUUUAUCUAUGACUCCUCAAAAGAAAAAUAACUGUGGUCGAAAGAAGAUUAUAUUGACAGAAUUUGAAGAAGAUUCGAUCCGGUAUCAAUUUCAUUUACUUCUUGCUUCUAAACAAUAUCCAACAACUGCCAAGUUAUUGACCCGUCUACUCGAAGAAGGUCCUGAUUUUCCUAUUCAAUCCGAACGUACACUCCUUCGACAAAUGCGACGGUUCCGUUUUAAAUAUGCUGCCACGUCCAAAGCUUCUAUCCGUCUCGAUGCAACAAGUUUCGUCGAUUCGCGUCCAAAAUAUUUUCGAUCUAUUACCGAUCGCAGAAAUAACAAUGUUGUUUAUUAUUACCAGGAUGAAACGUGGUCAAAUUCAGGUGACGAGAGGCGCCAGGUUUGGCCAGAUGAAAAUGGAGACGGACGCCUACGCAAAACUGGUGGUAAAGGUAAAACUGUUUAUUAUUUAUUAACCACAAAAAUAAAAAAAAAUUUUUUUGAAGGAUCGCGUCUAGCAAUAAGCGCUCUAAUAAGUCCGAAUAGUUUUCAUCUUUCUACUGUUGACUUUUUUAAAUGUGAUUUGUUUCAUAACAUGUGUAGCGAUCAUUUUAUACAAUGGAUCGAAAGAACAUGA
Molecule: messenger RNA, 669 nt
Organism: Rotaria sp. Silwood2
Lineage: Eukaryota; Metazoa; Rotifera; Eurotatoria; Philodinida; Philodinidae
Source: the annotation of a GenBank genome assembly